Messenger RNA from Bicyclus anynana (squinting bush brown), 1730 nucleotides. RefSeq lists its product as uncharacterized. The record is from RefSeq and is a predicted model, not a curated record. NCBI's taxonomy places the organism in Eukaryota, Metazoa, Arthropoda, Insecta, Lepidoptera, Nymphalidae. Bases 1 to 858 code for a protein of 285 amino acids. The transcript has 5 exons.
AUGUCAGUGCUCCGUUUAUUGAAACUAUUGCCGGCUAGUUGUGCGGUGAGGAACUCGGUAGCUCUUACCAGCGGUCCUCUCUCUCCCUCUACACUAAAGCAACGUCUACGCAAUUUUGCUGAUACUCCUAAAAGAGAUCCUACCAGGAAAGUCAUGGCGCACGGCACAGAAGACGAAGUGCGCGUGAGGGUGAGACGAGCCCGGCCCGCCGACGUCUCCCGGGUGACUCGCUUCGUGCGGGAGAACGCGUGCCUCGCGUGGCCCGGUCUGGUCAACGGCUCGGAGACGCCCAACCUUAUCAUCCUCUCCGACUACGUUGCUAGAAUGUUGGCUCAAGGUCACACUAUGCUGGCUGAGCAACAGGCGGACAAACGGGGCUGGUCGCAGAUCCGGGGGCUGGCGCUCAGCUCCUCCACCUGCUCGUGGGACGCCCAGCUGCUGGAGAAGUGGGCGCAGUGCAUGCGCUGCCCGAAGACUAGGAAACUGAUGCUGUUCUCCGCGCACUGCUUGCAAGCUCCCGACCUGCACGAUAAAUACAAAGUCCAUAAAGUUUUACAGGUAGUUUUGAUGGUUCCUCUCGAUGCACCAAAAAGCUCAGAAAUAGUUCAGAUGCUCGUCCGGAACUCGAUUCAGCGCGGUCGGGAAAUGGGGUUUUCUCUUUUGCGGUUUGACGUCACUGAAUAUUCAAUAGCAAAAGCACUAGAAGAUCUACAAUUGAAAAAAGAAUAUGAACUCAAUUACGAAGUCUUACCCGACGUUAUAAAGAUAUACUCCACCGAUAACAAGGAAGACACCAUACAACCCAAUGGAAAAAUAUUAACAGUAUACACAUUUUCUUUAACAGACAAAGAAAAUUGAAAAUAAUUGAAAGAAAUAUCUACAAUUAGAAAAAAAUAUUGGAGAAACAACGAAAAUAAAAAUGGACUUGCAAGAAAAUUUACAUCGAAAAUCGCUCGUAAAUAAGAAGGUUAAAAUAAAAAUCAAAUGCCUAUGGAAAUAUUCAAUCGACGAGAGUAACUAAUUAAUAAAAUAUAAUAUAAUUAGUUAAUGGUGACAGCUGUUAAUAAACCGUAAUAAACUAUAACAUGUUUUAUUUAAUCUAGUAUAUAAAAAAAAUUCUACCUCGUCAAUAAAGACGAGUAGGUACAAAUUCUAUGUACAAAAUCUAGUGUAAAAACAAGGAAGCAGCCUAAAAAAUAUUUAUGGAUGUACCUAUCUAUAAAAAAAAUUGGUAUAAUAUGGAUAUUUCUUAAAGCGUGAAUGUCAUGUAGCAGUAUUCUCUUAAGACCCUAUUAUCUCUUGGCCGAAUGAAUGGGCAGAGUGUAGAGGAUCUUAGAUUAAAAUAAUUAAAGCACAAAUUUUCUUUUCACUAGACGUAAUAAAUAUUAUAAAGCCAUGCCUAAUUACAGCUUUCUAGUCUUGACAGACUCUGAAUUAUCGUUCUAACAACUUUAUCUAAUUAAUUAACAACGGAAUUUGUAUGCAAUUUUCGCGCCCCAAGUAGCUAUUUUUUUAAGUUGGUCCAUCUAUAGGUCUAUCGGGUAUAACUCUUUUAUAUGGCAACCACGUCAAUUAAAUUAAAGUAAAGCUCAUCAGAAUUUGUUAUCCAUUUGACUAAAUAUUUCAAUAUCUUUAUCGAAGUUGCUCUCUAUGAGUUCAAAAAAAUAAUUGAAAUAAUAAUUGUGAACACAUUUGUGGAUUGAUUCAGUCUAUCUAAUUACAAAAGUACU